Molecule: messenger RNA, 1605 nt
Organism: Aspergillus mulundensis
Lineage: Eukaryota; Fungi; Ascomycota; Eurotiomycetes; Eurotiales; Aspergillaceae
Product: cytochrome P450
Exons: 6
Coding region: 1-1605 (534 amino acids)
Molecular function (GO): heme binding; monooxygenase activity; oxidoreductase activity, acting on paired donors, with incorporation or reduction of molecular oxygen
Source: RefSeq, a predicted model, not a curated record
AUGCUGCUGGACAUCAAUGUCUCUCUUUUAUCUGUCACCGGCAUCCUGUGCACCCUCCUUUGCCUCAUCGUCAAGCUGUUCGAGACCUCUCCGGUCCCCAAGGACAUCCCAUGGAUUCUGAAGAAGCAGAACUUCCUGCGCCGCGCCACCGAGCGCUUCAUCGGUGUCAAUCCCAUUACCUUCAUCCAGGAGGGCUAUGAGAUGUACUCGAAGAACCAGCAGCCUUUCGUCAUGCCCAGCGUCAACGAGGGCGACGAAGUAGUCCUGCCCAAAGAACACUCCAACCUGGUCCUCUUUGCCAAAGAGUCCGAGUACAGCUUCAAGGCCCACAUCUCCGAGUUCUUCCAGCUCAAGUACACCAGCUGGCCCCUCGCCUUCGCCGAAAAGUACGACUUCUUCGUCAAGCUCGUCAGCAAAGACCUGACCGAAACCCUCAAGUCCGAUGCCGUCGCCGAUGCCCUCGCCUCCGAAGCCCGCGCCUGUCUGUCGGAUAUCUGGGGCGAGGACGAGGAGAACUGGGUGGAGGUGUCGCUGUACUCGGCCAUGGAAAAGUCCGCUGCUCGGUUGGUCAAUGUCCUCGCGAUUGGACCGGGGAAUAGCCACGAUACAAGUCUUCUCAAUGCCAUGACCAAUUGCUCCAACGCCAUUGUCCUGGGGUCCAACGUCAUCAAAGCCUUUCCUUCAUUCCUGCAUUGUAUCGUCGGUCCCGUUGUCGGCCUCGUCAAUCGGUGGCAGGAGCAUGUCUUCCAUACGCGGAUGAAGCCUCUCAUCGAAGCCAGAAUCAAGCAGCAACGCGAGGCCCCAGAUGAGGCCGCGUUGCAGGCAAAGCUCAAGGCCAACGGCAACCUCCUCGACAUGCUCAUCAACACUGGGCUCCGCAGCAAGUGGCCGGUCGAAGUCGAUACAAUGUGGCUGGCGUACCGAAUCUUCAUGAUCAACUUCCCCGGCGUCCAUACCAGCGGCAUCUCUGCCACCAGUGCUCUGCUCGACAUCCUCAGUUACUCCGGCGAAGAGGGCCUUAUCGGCUUGCUUCAAGAUGAAGUCCAAAGGAUCGCCGCCGGUUCUUCUGGCAAGUGGACUGCCGCCGAGUUGGAACAGGCUUCACUACUUGACAGUGCCAUCAAGGAGAGUCUCCGGUUCAACGGCAUCAAUGCUCUCUCUCCCACCCGAAUGGUCGUUGCGCCAAAGGGUGCCACGCUCCCUAACGGUCUGUUCCUGCCCUAUGGAACCAAGAUCGGAAUCCCCCAAUACGCCGUCCACCGCGACAGCGACCUCUACCCCAACCCCGACGAAUACAAUCCUUACCGUUUCUACCAACCCACCGCCACUCCUUCCGAGCUCCGCGAGAACUCAAUGACGAAUACCAGCGAAUCCUACGUGGUCUUCGGCCACGGCCGCCGCCAAUGCCCCGGCCGGUGGAUCUUCUCCCACAUGUUCAAACUCCUCAUCGCCGAGAUGCUUCUCAAAUACGAAAUCAAACCCUUCCCUACACGGCCGAAGAUUCAUCGCUGGGGACGCUUCCAACUACCGCCCCUGUCGACGAAACUGACCGUCCGACGCAGAAAAGACACUGCAUCUCUCUCUUCCUCUCCUCUCCGUGCUUAG